GAAUAACAAGUGUAAUAUCCACUAAAGCAAAGCUUAAGUAUAUAACACCAACAGUCUUUGAAGAGGAAUAUGUUGAUAUUCCUAUAGGUGUUGUUAGCAUUGAUCAGCACUCUUCUCCUAUCACUGUUGAGGACACAAAUCAGGACAAUGUCAGAGAACCUCCU
Striga hermonthica is the source of this 164-nucleotide messenger RNA. The record is from the annotation of a GenBank genome assembly. NCBI's taxonomy places the organism in Eukaryota, Viridiplantae, Streptophyta, Magnoliopsida, Lamiales, Orobanchaceae.